Messenger RNA from Erythranthe guttata (spotted monkey flower), 1307 nucleotides. RefSeq names its product uracil phosphoribosyltransferase. NCBI's taxonomy places the organism in Eukaryota, Viridiplantae, Streptophyta, Magnoliopsida, Lamiales, Phrymaceae. Gene Ontology annotation, molecular function: uracil phosphoribosyltransferase activity. The record is from RefSeq and is a predicted model, not a curated record. Gene Ontology annotation, biological process: uracil salvage.
ACGGUGCAAUCAGCACUUGGAGAUUUGCUCUAUAUCUCCUUUCCUUUUUGCUCUACAGUUUCUAUUUUUCAUUUACCCGUUUUAAUGGCUUCCGCCAUUAAUAAUUGCUGUCCUCUUCGAUGCAUCUCCGAGUUUCCUCUCUCUCACUCACUGGGAUACCUUCCCCUACACCUCUCCGCAUCCAAUCGCAACUCCGGUGAUACAAUUAAUAACAAGGUUCUGCGAUUGGAUGGCCGUAAUCGACGCUCCAUUUCUGUGAAUUGCAGUUCGACGACGGAGAAGAGAAUUUUAUCUGGAGAUCGAAUGCUGGUGUUUGUGCCGCCACAUCCUUUAAUUAAGCACUGGGUUUCAGUUCUUCGGAACGAGCAGACGCCUAGCCCAGUCUUCAGAAAUGCUAUGGCUGAGCUUGGCAGACUACUAAUGUACGAGGCAUCAAGAGACUGGCUGCCAACUAUCUCCGGAGACAUUCAAUCGCCAAUGGGUGUUGCCUCAGUGGAAUUUGUUGAUCCAAGGGAACAUGUUGCAAUUAUUCCCAUAUUACGAGCUGGUCUUGCUCUGGCAGAGCAUGCAUCGUCACUUUUGCCAGCAACAAAGACAUAUCAUCUUGGGAUUAGCAGAGACGAAGAAACUCUUCAGCCAACUAUAUACUUGAACAAGCUGCCUGACAAAUUUCCUGAAGGUUCUCGAGUAUUUGUUGUAGAUCCCAUGCUUGCAACAGGUGGUACAUUGGUUGCAGCUCUUGAACUGAUAAAGGAACGAGGGGUGGACAAUAAGCAAAUAAAAGUGAUAUCUGCUGUUGCUGCUCCUCCAGCUCUUAAAAAAUUAGGCGAGAGUUUCCCUGGGCUUCAUGUAUAUGCUGGAAUUCUCGACCCUACUGUUAAUGACAAAGGGUUCAUAAUUCCUGGACUAGGGGAUGCUGGGGACCGUAGUUUUGGCACAUAAAUACAGCAAACUGUACAACUAGCUUGAUUUUAUCUGUUCUCGUUACUCCCAAUUUUGAUAUCUGAAGGAAAUUCCAUUCGUGAAUCGAAGACAAGUGCCGCUGAGAAAAGUUUCUAUGUGAGUGAGAUACAUGGGCUUGGAUUUCUUUGACCUUUGUUUCAACUGUUCAUUGUUUUCGGAAUUUCUUUUUUAGUGUUAAUUCGAAAGGAUUAUUAUCUUUUGAAAAUAUACCUGCAAUAUCUGAGGUCACUGUAUGUGACAAUUAUUCGUCAAACAAGGCAUUACAUUAGGGUACCUUAAUCUUUUACUGCAUUUAAUCUUACGGUUGCAGUGAUGGAAUGAAGUUAGUUUUGGACUCCCCUUAA